Manis javanica (Malayan pangolin) is the source of this 900-nucleotide messenger RNA. The record is from RefSeq and is a predicted model, not a curated record. NCBI's taxonomy places the organism in Eukaryota, Metazoa, Chordata, Mammalia, Pholidota, Manidae.
GAUGCUGACAUGGAUUUAACUGCUACUGAAGUAAGCACAAUUGUUACAGUUUCAACAAGCAUUAAAAAUAAAAGUAAUGUAAAACCAAAUGAUUGUGGAAUAAAACCUUUCAGAAAAGUAAAAGAUUCAAGCUCUGACAGAAAGAGAGAAGGACCAAAGAGAAAGUUUAAAAACAGUUCAGAUGUGGAUAUUGAAGACAAGAUGGGAAAUGGACCAGCAAAAAGAUCUGUUGUUCUUGAUGGCAAAGGGGAUUCAGAAGAUCCAAAUUUUAUUUUUAAUACUGAACAGGUGACUCAGUUGAACACACUGAAGAAAAUAACCCUUCCUAGUGGCUGUGAUCAAGAUGACAGACAAAGUACACGGUAUAAUAAAAAAAAGAAAAGAACACAUGUCACAAAUGAGCAAGAGGAAAUACACUCUUUCUCCCAAAGUUCAGAUAAAGCCCAGCAGGAGAGUAAAUUUGGUGUGGGUCAGACUUCUCCAGCUGAUAAAAAAUGUAAGGCUUCUAGACAGACAUUUGUGAUUCAUAAUUUAGAAAAAGGUAACUUAUUCCCAAACCAAAAGGAUAAAGAAACCACUUCUGAAAACCUGGAAGUCACAAACGAAUUUCAAACAGCUGAUCUUCCCACCAAAGAUAACCGAAGUUUAUUUGAUUAUGAGACCCAGAAUAUGUUGGAUUUGAAAAGGCAUGUCACUGGAAUGCAACCUGCUCAGCAAAAUGAAUCAAAAAUAAAAAAGCUUAGGCAGAAAGUAAAUCGGAAGACAGAAAUAAUUUCUGUAAUAAACCAUAUUUGUGGGAAUGAUGCUAAAGAUGUGCAUGGCCUAGAAAAUGGUAACUUUUCCUUUGAAACCCAACAGGGUAAAGAAACCAUCUCUGAAAACCUGGAAACUUCAAAUGAG